AUGUCUCUCCCAGAGAGGCCGGGUGCCAGUCCACCAUAUGGCCAGCGCAACUCGUAUCGAAACUCCCCCUCACGCCGCUCGCGGCCGGGUGACAUCGAAACAGGCUCAUACCAGCCUGUGGGUGCUGGUCAUGACCGUGGGAAAUCUGCUUCCUCUUAUGCCGAGACGAUUCAAACUCCUAACCACCAUACAGAGAGCUCACCACUGUCACCUACGUCCCCUCGAGGCCACCACCGCAGAGGCUCAAGUACAGAGCAAGGCCUGAGCCGUAAACGAAGUCUCAUUAGACCCGAGAGACAGAAAAUUGACAAGGACCACCGAAACUACCAUUACCGUCAGCAUGCGGCUCAUAUGAAUGUCCAGCCCUCCACCACGGGUAACGACCCCCUGUUGGAUUCGUUAGAAGCCUCGACCGACCGAUCGGGUAUCUCACAAACAAACGACACUGUUUCGGAUGCCAGUCCUCCUCGCCGAACUCAACGUAGGAGUAAGGCCCAGAAUGAGAAGAGGCCUGAUGUCACUGAGAAGGCCCAGCCCAAGCGAACCAAGUCUAGCAGGAGCCAAAAGAGUUCUAGACGUGACUCGAGGCAAAAGAAGAAAUCCAAGGCAAAAGAGGAACAGAUCCGACCACCCAGCAUUUGGAACGUAUACUGCGCCAUUGUUACCUUCUGGUGUCCCGACUUCCUUCUGAAGUGCCUUGGCUGGCCGACUAAAGCGCAGCGACGAGCAUGGAGGGAGAAGAUGGGGUUAAUCAGCAUCAUUCUUCUCAUCAUGGCAUUUGUUGGUUUCAUUACCUUCGGUUUCACUCAGGUUGUUUGUGGUGUGGCACCGACGAGAUUGCAGGUCAACAAGGUUACUGGCGGUUACAUGAUCUUCCAUGGUGUGGCUUACGACCUGGUCGGCUCUAACCAUCCUCCGGCUGAGGGUAUGCCCCGCAGAACAGAUGGUGCCGGUCCUAACGUUCUCUACGACUUGCCGACAAAGUAUGGUGCCAUGGACGGAAGCUUCCUCUUUCAAAAUGUCAAUGGCAACUGCAAAGACUUGAUUACUGUGGCAGAUGGCUCUGAUGUUCCCACUAAUGGCGAUGGGGACCUGGCGUGGUACUUCCCUUGCAAGGCGUUCAACCAGGACGGUUCUACCAAGGCAAACACGACACUUGAGUACACAUCUGGGUACGCUUGCCACACGUCUGAAAAGGCCCGAAACAAGUUUUACCUGGAUCUGAAGAAGAGCGCCGAUGUGUAUUUCACCUGGGAUGACAUCAAGAACAGCACUAGGAACCUGAUGGUUUAUUCUGGCUCUGUCCUUGAUUUAGAUCUUCUCAACUGGUUCAACGAGACCCAGGUAGAUGUGCCCCAACGCUUCAAGGAUAUCAGGAACCGCAACUCGAAACUCAACCAGGUCGUCCGAGGUCGUGACGUGACCCGUAUGUAUCAGUCCUCAACCGACAAGAAGAUGGCCAAGUGCUUCGAGGAAAUCAUCAAGGUUGGCUCUGUGGAUACCGAGACUGUCGGCUGCAUUGCCUCCAAGGUUGUUCUGUACUGUGCGCUGGUUUUGAUUUUGGGACUUGUUGGUGCUCGAUUCGUGCUGGCCAUUAUCUUCCAGUGGUUCCUUAGUCGCAGAUAUGCGGCCUCGAAGACCUCCCAGAGCUCCGACCGCAGGAAGAGAAACCAGCAAAUCGAGGAUUGGUCAGAAGACAUCUAUCGCGCGCCUGCCAGACUUCCCGGAGACAUUGGAAGCACAGUUGUCGGCUCCGACAGGCUCAGCAAACGGAGCUCGUUCCUCCCAACAACCUCUCGCUUUUCCGCUGUGUACGGAAAUAGUGACCCAGGGCGCCGCAUGCCAACCACCAUGGGUAGCCAGGCUGCCUCCAGCUCGCUCCAGCCCGGCUCCGUUUACAAGCAGAACAAUGAUAGCCGUGCGAGCUUUUUGCGAUCCGACCCGUAUGCGCCAGUUACCGAAGGCCCGGGGCCGGCUGGUUUUAUCCACGAUUCCGUCGUACCUCAGCCCCCUGCCGAUUGGAUGCCUUUCGGUUUCCCUCUUGCUCAUACUAUGAACCUGGUUACAGCCUACUCCGAAGGUGAAGAAGGCAUGCGCACGACUCUCGAUUCCAUUGCUAUGACGGAUUAUCCCAACAGCCACAAGGUGAUCGUCGUUAUUUGCGACGGUUUGAUCAAGGGCAAGGGUGAGACCAUGUCAACACCGGAUGCUUGCUUGAAGAUGCUCAAGGAUCACACCGUCCCCCCCGACCAGGUUGUGCCUUUCUCCUAUGUUGCUGUGGCAAGUGGUUCGAAGCGACACAACAUGGCUAAAGUCUAUUGCGGCUUCUACGAUUACGGCGCCAAGUCUCAAAUUCCUCUCGACAAGCAACAGCGUGUUCCCAUGAUGGUGGUUGUCAAGUGUGGUACCCCCGAUGAAGCUACCGGCUCCAAGCCUGGUAACCGUGGCAAGCGUGACAGUCAGAUCAUCCUCAUGUCCUUCCUUCAGAAGAUCAUGUUCGAUGAAAGAAUGACGGAACUCGAGUACGAAAUGUUCAACGGACUUUGGAAGGUUACUGGUAUCUCGCCUGACUAUUAUGAGAUAAUGCUCAUGGUUGACGCCGAUACCAAGGUUUUCCCCGACAGUCUCACGCACAUGGUCUCCGCCAUGGUCAAGGAUCCUGAAAUCAUGGGCUUGUGUGGUGAGACUAAAAUCGCCAAUAAGCGUGACAGCUGGGUGACUGCCAUCCAAGUUUUUGAGUACUUCGUUUCCCAUCAUCUGGCUAAAGCUUUCGAAUCCGUCUUCGGAGGUGUUACCUGUCUUCCAGGAUGUUUCUGCAUGUACCGAAUCAAAGCACCAAAGGGUGGUCAGAAUUACUGGGUUCCCAUCCUGGCUAACCCCGACGUUGUCGAGCACUACUCUGAGAAUGUGGUCGAGACCCUCCACGAGAAGAACUUGUACCUUCUUGGUGAAGAUCGCUACCUGACGACCUUGAUGUUGAGAACGUUCCCCAAGCGAAAACAGGUCUUUGUUCCCCAGGCUGUCUGCAAGACAACAGUCCCUGAUAAGUUUAUGGUUUUGUUGUCUCAGCGACGUCGCUGGAUCAACUCAACCAUCCACAACCUGAUGGAGCUCGUCCUUGUUCGCGAUCUUUGCGGAACGUUCUGCUUUAGUAUGCAGUUCGUCGUCUUUGUCGAACUCAUUGGUACUUUGGUUCUGCCUGCUGCUAUCGCCUUUACUUUCUAUGUUGUUAUCACCUCCAUCAUCAACCAACCGCCACAAAUCAUCCCUCUUGUGUUGCUGGCGUUGAUUCUUGGUCUCCCUGGUGUUCUCAUCGUCGUGACUGCACACUCACCAUCCUACAUCAUUUGGAUGUUCAUCUACUUGCUCUCCUUGCCCGUCUGGAAUUUCAUCUUGCCUACGUACGCCUUCUGGAAGUUUGACGAUUUCUCAUGGGGCGACACUCGCAAGACAGCUGGAGAGAAGACAAAGAAGGCUGGUCUCGAAUACGAAGGAGAAUUUGACAGCAGCAAGAUCACGAUGAAGCGAUGGGCCGAGUUCGAGCGAGAGAAGCGCACCCGAAGCACAUACUGGGGCUCAAGGGACAACGUUCAAAGCGGCUCCUGGAUCCCUUCGCCGGGCCACACCUAUGACGACAAUUAUUAUUCCGACAACCAAUAG
Molecule: messenger RNA, 3660 nt
Organism: Clonostachys solani
Lineage: Eukaryota; Fungi; Ascomycota; Sordariomycetes; Hypocreales; Bionectriaceae
Source: the annotation of a GenBank genome assembly